ACGGAGCCGGUGGAACCCGCCCGGCCGGCGGGGGCGGAGGUUCGGACUUCCGCCGCCGCUGCCGCUGCCGCCGCCUCCUGCCGCGGUGGUCGGGCUCCAGCUGGUGCGCGGUUGCUUGGUUGUCGGGUACCGGACGCGGCCUCGGAGAGUCUCUCUCUCGCGCUUAGUCGCCGGCGCGGACGUCGAGGCGCACCUGCGGAGGGGGCAUCUGCGCGUGAGGAGGGGCAAGGGCAUGGUCCGAGUCUGAGGGACCCACGCUCCAGCCUGUACGCGGUGGCCCCUGGCUGGGGUGAAGCUCCCCCGUCUUUAUUCUUGUCCCGCACCGGGUGUGGGCCCCUGGCUGCAGGAUGAACUGCCGCUCGGAGGUGCUGGAAGUGUCGGUGGAGGGGCGGCAGGUGGAGGAGGCCAUGCUGGCUGUGCUGCAUACGGUGCUUCUGCACCGGAGCACGGGCAAGUUCCACUACAAGAAGGAGGGCACCUACUCCAUUGGCACCGUGGGCACCCAGGACGUGGACUGUGACUUCAUCGACUUCACCUACGUGCGGGUCUCCUCCGAGGAGCUGGACCGUGCCCUGCGCAAGGUGGUCGGGGAGUUCAAGGACGCGCUGCGCAACUCUGGGGGCGACGGGCUGGGGCAGAUGUCCCUGGAGUUCUACCAGAAGAAGAAGUCCCGCUGGCCUUUCUCGGACGAGUGCAUCCCCUGGGAAGUGUGGACGGUGAAGGUGCACGUGGUCGCCCUGGCCACAGAGCAGGAGCGGCAGAUCUGCCGGGAGAAGGUGGGCGAGAAGCUCUGUGAGAAGGUCAUCAACAUCGUGGAGGUGAUGAACCGGCACGAGUACCUGCCCAAGAUGCCCACGCAGUCGGAGGUGGACAACGUGUUUGACACGGGCCUGCGGGACGUGCAGCCCUACCUCUACAAGAUUUCCUUCCAGAUCACCGAUGCCCUGGGCACCUCGGUCACCACCACCAUGCGCAGACUCAUCAAAGACACACUUGCCCUCUAGGCCUUACUGGGGCCACGGGCUCUCCUGGACGGCUUGCAGGCCUUGGCUUCUGGGGAUCGCACCGCGGGGCCCUUGGGGCUCUGGAACCUGCUCCAGGUCCUUGAGGAGACUUGGAAUGGCCACCCCUGGCUUCCUUGUUUUGUGGUUGCCGGUCUUUGGUCAUCCCUUUAACCUUUGCUAAUGGUCAAAUCUGGCCUUCACUGUCUCUAUACACCCCUGUGGGGGUCCCCCUUCCUCCACCGUAUGGAAGGGCCAUCGCUAGGAUGGUGAAUAAAGUUGAGAAUGUGUUUAGGUUGC
Molecule: messenger RNA, 1301 nt
Organism: Ailuropoda melanoleuca (giant panda)
Lineage: Eukaryota; Metazoa; Chordata; Mammalia; Carnivora; Ursidae
Gene: ATG101
Product: autophagy related 101
Exons: 4
Coding region: 348-1004 (218 amino acids)
Biological process (GO): autophagosome assembly; autophagy
Cellular component (GO): Atg1/ULK1 kinase complex; phagophore assembly site
Molecular function (GO): protein kinase binding
Source: RefSeq, a predicted model, not a curated record